AUGGAUGAUUCAUCGGGUACUUCGGACCCUCGCAAGGAACCAAAUGGCCGACAAGCCGCUUGCCUGAAUUGCAGGAAAAGCAAGGUCCGCUGCAAUCGAAGCCAGAGCGAUGCGCUAUGUGGCAGAUGCAAACAAUCUGAUUUAGAAUGCGUCAUACCUCGCCAUCACAUCGGCAGGCAGAAAGGCGUCAAAAAUAAACGCAAGGGUAUCGAAAAAGCCCUGCACCAAAUUGAACAGGCCAUUAAGCGGCCUAGGAAUAGCGCAGGGAGUGAGGUCUCUCAAAAGCUUAUCUCGGACUUGCAAGAUCUGCUCAAUGACACUCCGGGACAACAAGCAGAUAGCGAGUUUGAUAACCUCCCCGAGGACCAGGGUCAACAUUACAGGUGCCGUUCGCCCCAUGAUAAUAAUGGCGACAAUCUGUCCCUGGAUGAUGCGGAGAACCCUCUGCAAUUGCUGGCGCGCGCCUCAGAUCUUCAAUUAUCACCAAAUGAAGUGCAUGACCUAGCUAGAUGGCCAACUUCAACAUCGCUUCGGCCCCAGGGUGCAAUUCAAAGUAGCGCCAUAUUUGCAAAUGCAUCUGUUGCGCAAUCUUAUUUCGUGCCUAUUCGGGCGAGUCUAGAUAUUGGCUCAGACAUAGACCCCAUCGACAUUGGACUUAUAACUUCAAAUGAAGCCGAAUCCCUUUUUUCUUUUUUCUAUCAAUAUCUCGCACAUACUAGAUGGGGCCUUGAUCCCCUGGUUCACACAGCAGCGUUUGUACGCUCUCAAUCCGCAUUCCUUUUCACUUCUAUCAUGGCUGCUGCUGCUUUGUUUCUGCCAUCUGCUACAGCGCUGUCAAAGAGGCUCUCCAGACAUUGUAAAGCAUUGGCCCAAAACGUCAUUAUGCGACGCCACCGAUCGGUCGAGAUUGUCCUCGCUUUCAUGAUAAAUGUUCCAUGGAUGGAGCCGGGUAGUUGCCUGGGAGAUGAUGAUACAUGCUCCUACAUUGCAAUGGCUUUAGCUGUUGCGCUAGAUCUUUCGUUAAACAAAAUUGUGACGCCAUCCACAAGUUUUGAGACCGGCCUUCUGAGAAGGCUCGCCAAGGCGGAGUGCAUAGAUUCAAAGAGGGCUCUACAUGUGGACCGAUUCGAUAACAUAGAGCCAGACUCUGAAUGGGGUUGGAGGCUACUGCGAAGACGCGAAAGAGCCUGGAUAGCGCUAUUUGUCCUUGAAAGAGGCGUAUGCCUUGCCCGCGGGAGAAGUUAUACUGUGCCUUCAACUGCCCUCAUUGAAAAUUGCGACAGGUGGCAUAUCUCCGAUUUUGCAGACUUUCGAGAUGGUCCGAUGAAUUCGAUGGCUGUUUUGCGACGGAAUUUAGACGGGCUGUUUAAACGGGUCAAGGCCAAUUGCAACAGUCACCCGGUCAAUGAUGGCGGGUUUGAGGCAGCCCAGUCAAUCAAAACCAUGAUAGAAAGUUUCUAUGAUCAAUGGUACGAGACGUGGGCUCCGGCCAUUGGAGAAGGCCAAUCACAUUCUCUUCCACCAUAUGUCGAGAUUCUAGUAACGCAUACCAGAUUGUCCACCUACGGUGGCGUGAUCAAUCAUCCGACAGCACCUCUUGAAGUCAAGCGCUUCUUUCGUGCUGCUGGGCUUUCUUCAGCACUGAAUGUCCUAAGAGCUGCUAUUCAAGGAGAGUCACGAUUGAAGUCUAUGCCCAACAACACGGUUAUCAUGAUCUCCUUUGCUGCAUGCUCUGCGCUGAGCCUUAGCGUGACUCCGGCAGAUCCCAGAUCAAGUCUGGCCCCAAGCGUCCGCCACCUUAUUGAGGAGGCUGCUAGUGUCCUUGAACGGAUAGGUGGCACCCCGGGUCACAGAAACGGGACAUCUGUCCUAUAUGGGAGAUUCUUGCGAGAACUUAUCAGACGUGCUCCCGUGGGCUCGGACUCUCGGAACCUCGAUGGAUUGCGAACGCUGGCCAACACAGAAACCCCGAACCCCCCGCCAGAUAUAGAUGGGCAUGGGUCCGUAAAUUCGAUGACACAGCCAUCGUCGAUUUCGCCCUCUCUUAUAUGGGCCGAGCCGCUGCGAUUUUCCGCCAUGUCCGAUGACCAAAUCAUUGACGCGGUCAACCGAGCAGGUACUACUGCCUUCGGGAGCAACGUACCCGACGUGCCACUAGAAGAUAUGAUGAGUUGGGAGUGGUUUGACAUGGCCAACGCGCCAGAGAUUAAUUUCUGA
Molecule: messenger RNA, 2217 nt
Organism: Aspergillus heteromorphus CBS 117.55
Lineage: Eukaryota; Fungi; Ascomycota; Eurotiomycetes; Eurotiales; Aspergillaceae
Exons: 7
Coding region: 1-2217 (738 amino acids)
Biological process (GO): regulation of DNA-templated transcription
Cellular component (GO): nucleus
Molecular function (GO): zinc ion binding; transcription cis-regulatory region binding; DNA-binding transcription factor activity, RNA polymerase II-specific
Source: RefSeq, a predicted model, not a curated record